This is a messenger RNA of Neurospora hispaniola, 600 nucleotides long. RefSeq lists its product as uncharacterized. Bases 1 to 600 code for a protein of 199 amino acids. Lineage: Eukaryota; Fungi; Ascomycota; Sordariomycetes; Sordariales; Sordariaceae. The transcript is spliced from 3 exons. The record is from RefSeq and is a predicted model, not a curated record.
AUGAUCGUUAUCCCAUCCACUACCUCUAGUCACACCCAUCUACUAGGUACCUCUAUCAAUAUUAUUGCAUCAAUAUCCAUCCUUGGACUCUCAUCUCUCAAUCUGCAGCAACCACCAAAUCUUUUUGACAGAACGGAAAGCACAAUGAAGUUCUCCAUCCUCCCCUCCAUCGUCUUCCUCGCCUUCACAACUGGCGCCCUUGCAGCUCCCAAACCCAUCCUCAUCAACGCCAGGCAAAACUCCCAGCCCCCACUCACAAACCCCAAUCCAAACGCCUCUCUCCAACCUUUUCUCUCCUCCACCUCCUGCUCCGGUCCGCCCUCGGAGGUCCUGAUUCCCGUCUCCUACGCCACGUUGUCCCCGGAUACCACUGUCUCCCAAGGAUGUUACGAAUUUAUUGACAACGGCGUGUCGACGCCCGUCCAGUCAGUCAGGAUCACGGGCGUCUGGCCGGAGGCGAAUAAGUGCUUGCUGAGGUUCUAUGAGGAGGCGGGUUGCGCUGCUGAAAGCGCGUUUGGGACGGUGGCGCCGAAUACUUGUGGGGGCUUUGUUGGGGGGAGGGGUAUUGGCAGUUAUCAAGUUGUUUGUCAGAGCACCUAG